Paramecium octaurelia is the source of this 1633-nucleotide messenger RNA. Lineage: Eukaryota; Ciliophora; Oligohymenophorea; Peniculida; Parameciidae. The record is from the annotation of a GenBank genome assembly.
AUGCAAAAUUUCCAUGACUUCUUGAAUAAAUUGAGAAAUUACUAAGAAAUAGACAUUCCUUGUUAUUAUAGAAAUCAAUUUAAAACCAAGGAAAGCCUUAUCAAUCCUAAUUUUUAUGAAAUUUCAGAAAAGUAAAUUAUAAAUUUAUGUAAGGCUUUUAACCCAAAAUUACCACAAAUUAAAUAAAAAAUGGGACUAAUAGUGUAAAUAGUCAUUCAUUUUGGUUAUGAUCAAAUAUUUUCAGAUGAAAAAUAAAAAAACUAUCAAUCCCACAUCUGAGGAAUGGAAAGAAUUAACAAGUAUUUUCGGAUAAGAGGAAUAAACUUUAAAAUAAAGGUGGAUAACAUUAAUAACCCCAAUGGCCAAAAGUCUAAUUUGGGAAAAAGAAGAGGACGACAUCAUAAAGUCAUAGAUGAAGUAGGAGUUAUUAUUAAAUUAUUUAAUAGUGUUAAGCAAGGGAAACAUAUAUGGACUGAAAUAGCUUUGGAAUUAUAUAAUCACAACAAUGGUCUCUAUGUUAGAACUCCAAAACAAGUCAGAGAAAGAUGGAUGAAUUAUUUAAAUCCUAUUUUGAAAAAGUUUAAUAAAUAUUUUAUUUAUAUUAGGUCAAGCUGGACAGAUAGAGAAGAUCAUUAAUUAUUAUCUUUAGUAAUUGAGAAUGGCAAAAAGUGGUCGAUGAUUUCAAAAUAUUUAGAUGGUAGAACCGAAAAUUAAGUGAAAAAUAGGUAUGUUUUUAACCUUAAAAUAAUAGAUUUAAAAGUUUACUUCAUAAAAUAUAUUAAGAAUAAGAUGAUGAUGACAUUGAUGAGCUUAUUGCACUUAAAUAAUAUAUCUCCAAAAGACCCAUAAGAAGUUCAGAUCAUAAAAAUCAAUAGGACAGUAUUUUAAUAGAAACAUCGAAAGACAAAAUUCAGAAAACCAUCCCUCAAAAAUAGGAAAAAUAAGAAUUGAAUGAAGAUAUUCUUAUUUAAUCAAAAAAAACUAAAAUUGAAAUUGAAAAACAUGAAUAGAAUGUAGUAAACUAAGAAAAUCAAUAUAUCUACUUACUUUAAUAAGUUAAGAAUUAAUUUUGCUAUUCAACUUAAGGAAAUUGUGAUACAUAAAGCUUAGGAAACAGGAGCAGUUUAUCUGAUUUAAAUUAUCACGGAAGCUUUAAGGUACAAGAAAUUAACAACAGCUGCAAUGAGUAAAAUAAAAUCUCAACUAAAAUAUUUUAUGACUCAUUCUAAAUUUUAGAACAUCCUGAAUAAUGCUAAUAGAACAGCAAAAUAAAAGAACAGACUUCUGUGUUAGAUUUAAAAAAUGAAUAUCAUUCAAGUGAUGUUGGGAUUAAUGUGGAAGAGGGUUGUUAGGAUCAUUUUCCAAAUCUAUUUGAAUUUAAUCAAUCAGCAUCUAUUGUUCAUACUCCUUUAUAUUUUUAUAACUCCUAAUCUAUAGGAAAAUCUCCUCUUCUGACCCCUUUGCAAUCUCCAUUGUAGUGUGUUUAAUAAUACGAACAAAUAUUGGAACAAGAUCAAUCGGUAAUUAAUUUUUAGAUUAUAAGGAUAAUCAAUUUUAGUUUUUGAAUAAACAUGAUCUACUUUUAAAAUGGAAAAACAAGAGAAAAUGUGAUAUGCAAAAUACCAAAGAUUGA